Molecule: messenger RNA, 2187 nt
Organism: Miscanthus lutarioriparius
Lineage: Eukaryota; Viridiplantae; Streptophyta; Magnoliopsida; Poales; Poaceae
Source: the annotation of a GenBank genome assembly
AUGGGCGCACCUUCACAAAUAUCUGUUGGGAAGUUAAAACCCUUCUCCAUUGCCAAAAGCUCUUGCCCUGAACACAAGCAUAUCCUUUCAAUUUCAAUCCCACGACUCUCCCAUUGCCAUAUUCCCCUCCUCCUCUCUCAAUCAAUUGUUUCAGGUCUUCUCCUCAAGCUACCCCUUGUCCACUCUGUCCUCCGAUCUCUCUCCUUGGGGCCUUUCCCGUCUCUAUCCCUCUCCUUCCUCUCCCUGCUCCGCCACUCUGGAUAUAUGACCCUUGAUAACUACUCCCUCAACAUUGCUUUCUCCGCCACUGCCCGCCUCCCAUCUGUUUCUGUUGGUGCCCAGCUUCAUUCCCUUUCUGUCAAACUUGGCUUGGUUUCAGAUACAUUCGUCCUUAAUUCCCUUAUCAACAUGUACUCAUCUUGUAGCUAUCCAACUACUGCAAGACAAGUUCUCGAUUCUGCUCCCCAAGGAGCUUGUGACACAGUUUCUUGGAAUACAAUAAUUUCUGGAUACCUACGAGGUGGGAUGCCUAAUAAAGCUUUGCAGGCCUUUGGCCAGAUGGUCAAGGAGCAAGUUAGUCUGGAUGAUGUCACAUUGGUGAAUGCACUCGUUGCUUCUGCCAAGGCAGGCAAAGUGAAGGUCGGGAGGCUGUGUCACAGUUUAGUUGUGGUGAACGGAGCUGGAAUUAAUUGUUAUAUGGGAUCCUCUCUGAUUAGUAUGUAUGCCAAGUGUGGAUUGGUUGAGGAUGCCCGCAAGGUAUUUCACAGAAUGCAUGAGAGAAACGUGGUUUGCUGGACAUCAAUGAUUUCUGGGUACACACAGUUGGGUAAGUUUAAAGAGGCUGUCGACAUUUUUAGGGACAUGCAAAUUACUGGAAUGAAGGCUGAUGAUGGGACAAUUGCUACUGUUGUGUCUUCAUGUGCCCAAAUGGGAGCACUUGACUUGGGACGAUAUGUUCAUGCUUACAGUGAUGUUCAUGGUUUAGGGAAGGAGCUUUCUGUGAAGAAUUCACUGAUUGAUAUGUACUCAAAGUGUGGGGAUAUAAAAAAGGCUCAUGAGAUAUUCUGUGGAUUGACCAAGCGAGAUGUGUUUUCUUGGACGUCAAUGAUAAUGGGCUUUACUGUUAAUGGCCUCUGUAGUGAAGCACUCGAUUUGUUUGUUCAGAUGGAAGGAGAGGGUAAGGUUAUGCCAAAUGAGGUCACUUUUUUGGGUGUCCUUACUUCUUGUAGCCAUGGAGGGUUAGUGGAACAAGGGUUCCAUCACUUUCAGCGUAUGUCAAUGGUCUACAAUCUUGCACCAAGGAUUGAACACUAUGGAUGCAUGGUUGAUCUCUUGGGCCGUGCAAAGCUAUUGACAGAGGCAGAACAGUUUAUUAACGAGAUGCCUAUUGCCCCAGAUGUGGUAGUAUGGCGGUCUUUGUUGUUUGCCUGCAGAGCUUGUGGAGAGGUGGGACUUGCAGAAUUUGUAGCAGAAAGGAUCCUAGAAUUGGAGCCAAAAAAGUGUGCAGGACACGUUUUACUUUCUAAUGUCUAUGCUACCACAUCAAGGUGGGUUGAUGUGAAUAAGUUGCGGACAUCUAUGGACAGUAGUAGGAUGAGUCAAAUAGCACAGGUGGUUGUGGAAUUUCUUGAGGUAGCAGUCAGCUGCAUCGUCUUCCUCAAAGGCUUCUAUCCUCCUCGUGCCUUUGAGAGGAGAAGGUACAUGAAUGUAGUGGUCCAGAAAGCACGGCAUCCUGAACUUGCUAGCUAUAUUCACUCCGUGACUAUUGGCCUUCUCCCUUUCAUUCAGAAGGGAUUGGUAGAGAGGGUUGUGGUCAUCUUCUAUGACAAAGGGCAUGUACCAAUUGAGAAGUUUGUCUUCAAGCUUGCAGUCAACCAAUCAUAUUGUUCCAAGUUAGAGGAGGCAAACCUGGAGUUUGCUCUGCGAGCAUUCUUGAUCAAGCUGACUGUUGCUGAGCCUGUUACCAAACCCCUUCCAUCAGAUGGUAGCUGGGAGAUCACUGCCUACUUCCGGUCCCUCCCUGCCGAUGGUGACCGAGAAGCCCAGCUGUGGAUUCCUACAGACACCAAGCUGUGGAUGCAGCCUCCGCAGAUUACCCCCAUCAAGUCAGUUAGCUGUGACCCUCUGAAGAUGCAGCUUUACUUGGAGCACCCUAGCCCCACGGAACCGAAGGAUCCGCCAGCAUAA